CGCAAGGGCGACAUCAUGACGGUGCUGGAGCGGGACACGCAGGGGCUGGAUGGCUGGUGGCUCUGCUCACUGCAUGGACGCCAAGGCAUCGUGCCCGGGAACCGCCUCAAGAUCCUGGUGGGCAUGUAUGACAAGAAGCCAGCGGGGGCUGGCUCUGGCCCGCCCACCACCCCGGCCCAGCCUGGCCUCCAUGCCCCCGUAGUGCCCCCGGCCUCCCAGUACACACCCAUGCUCCCCGCCACGUACCAGCCCCCGCCCGAUAGUGUCUACUUGGUGCCCACCCCGGGCAAGGCUCAGCACGGCCUCUACCAAGCCCCUGGGCCCAGCCCACAGUUCCAGUCACCCCCGGCCAAGCAGACGUCCACGUUCUCAAAGCAAACUCCCCAUCACCCAUUUCCCAGCUCGGCCCCAGACCUCUACCAGGUGCCCCCAGGGCCUGGCAGCCCUGCCCAGGACAUUUACCAGGUGCCCCCUUCAGCUGGAAUGGGGCAUGACAUCUACCAGGUUCCUCCAUCCAUGGACACGCGCAGCUGGGAGGGGACAAAGCCACCAGCGAAGGUGGUGGUGCCCACCCGUGUGGGGCAGGGCUAUGUGUAUGAGCCCUCCCAGCCAGAGCAGGACGAGUACGACAUCCCGCGCCACUUGCUGGCCCCAGGGCCCCAGGACAUCUAUGACGUGCCCCCUGUGCGAGGGCUGCUUCCCAGCCAGUAUGGCCAGGAGGUGUAUGACACGCCCCCCAUGGCCGUCAAGGGCCCCAAUGGCCGGGACCCAUCACUGGAUGUGUAUGACGUGCCCCCCAGCGUGGAGAAGGGCCUGCUACCACCCAGCCACCACUUGGUGUACGAUGUUCCUCCGUCGGUGAGCAAGGAUGUGCCUGAUGGUGCACUGCUGCGCGAGGAGACGUACGACGUGCCCCCUGCUUUCGCCAAGGCCAAACCCUUUGACCCAACCCGCCACCCACUGGUUCUUACUGCACCCCCUCCGGACCCGCCACCUGCCGAGGAUGUGUACGAUGUGCCCCCGCCUGCUCCUGACCUCUAUGACGUGCCUCCCGGCCUGCGGCGGCCUGGUCCUGGCAUUCUCUAUGAUGUGCCCCGUGAGAGGGUACUCCCACCCGAGGUGGCCGACGGCACUGUAGCUGACGACGGUGUGUAUGCAGUCCCUCCCCCAGCUGAGCGUGAGGCCCCGGCUGAUGCCAAGCGCCUGUCAGCCUCUAGCACGGGCAGUACGCGAAGCAGCCAGUCGGCGUCUUCCCUGGAGACGGCGGUGCCAGGCCGGGAGCCACUGGAGCUGGAGGUCGCCGUGGAGGCUCUGGCCCGACUGCAGCAGAGUGUGAGCACCACUGUGGCCCACCUCCUGGACCUGGUGGGCAGCACAGGUGGGGGUGGGGGCUGGCGUGGCACCUCCGAGCCUCAGGAACCCCCCGUGCAAGACCUGCGAGCUGCUGUGGCUGCCGUCCAAGGGGCUGUGCAUGAGCUGCUGGAGUUCGCCCAUAGUGCCGUCGGCAAUGCUGCCCACACUUCUGACCGUACCCUGCAUGCCAAGCUCAGUCGGCAACUGCAGAAGAUGGAGGAUGUGCACCAGACACUGGCGGCACACAGCCAGGCCCUCGACGGUGGCCGGGGAGGCUCGGGGGCCACUCCUGAGGACCUGGACCGCCUGGUGGCCUGCUCACGGGCCGUGCCCGAGGACGCCAAGCAGCUAGCCUCCUUCUUGCAUGGCAAUGCCUCGCUGCUCUUCAGAAGGACCAAGGCCCCUGCCCCGGGGCCUGAGGGGGGUGGCCCCUUGCAUCCCAACCCUGCUGACAAGGCCUGCAGCAUCCAGUCGCGGCCUCUGCCCUCACCCCCCAAGUUUACCUCCCAGGACUCGCCAGAUGGGCAGUAUGAGAACAGCGAGGGGGGCUGGAUGGAAGAUUAUGACUACGUCCACCUGCAGGGGAAGGAGGAGUUUGAGAAGACGCAGAAGGAGCUGCUGGAGAAGGACAGCAUCGUGCGGCAGGGGAAAGGCCAGCUGGAACUGCAGCAGCUGAAGCAGUUUGAGCGACUGGAGCAGGAGGUAUCACGGCCCAUUGACCACGACCUGGCCAACUGGACACCCACCCAGCCCCUGGUCCCGGGGCGGACGGGCGGCCUAGGGCCCUCAGACCGGCAGCUGCUGCUCUUCUACCUGGAGCAGUGCGAGGCGAACCUGACCACGCUGACCAAUGCAGUCGAUGCCUUCUUCACCGCCGUGGCCACCAACCAGCCACCCAGGAUCUUUGUGGCACACAGCAAGUUUGUCAUCCUCAGUGCCCACAAGCUGGUGUUCAUUGGGGACACGCUUUCUCGGCAGGCCAAGGCAGCCGAUGUGCGUAGCCAGGUGACCCACUACAGCAACCUGCUGUGCGACCUCCUGCGCGGCAUUGUGGCCACCACCAAGGCUGCUGCCCUGCAGUACCCGUCACCCGCUGCCGCCCAAGAUAUGGUGGACAGGGUCAAGGAGCUGGGCCACAGCACCCAACAGUUCCGCCGGGUUCUGGGCCAGUUGGCAGCUGCCUGAGAACAGAUGACGAGAGGGUGGCAGGGGAAGGGCAGCAGUGGUCCGAGCUACUCUAGUCAUCAUCCUGAGAGUUGCUAUGCUGCAGGCUGGGGACAGGCAGCCCCAGCUCUGCUUGGGCCCAGUGCCCCCGACUGCCCAGGGAUGUGUACAUAUUUAUGACAGGGUAAGGUGUAGGACAGUACCUACUCAGAGGAGCUGAGCCCAGGAGCAAGGCUGGUGGUUUACCCC
This is a messenger RNA of Trichechus manatus latirostris (Florida manatee), 2766 nucleotides long. It is a transcript of the gene BCAR1, whose product is annotated as BCAR1 scaffold protein, Cas family member. NCBI's taxonomy places the organism in Eukaryota, Metazoa, Chordata, Mammalia, Sirenia, Trichechidae. Gene Ontology annotation, biological process: cell migration; cell surface receptor protein tyrosine kinase signaling pathway. The record is from RefSeq and is a predicted model, not a curated record. Gene Ontology annotation, molecular function: protein binding. Bases 16 to 2538 code for a protein of 840 amino acids. Gene Ontology annotation, cellular component: plasma membrane; focal adhesion; cytoplasm. The transcript is spliced from 6 exons.